Prunus armeniaca (apricot) is the source of this 1212-nucleotide messenger RNA. The record is from the annotation of a GenBank genome assembly. Lineage: Eukaryota; Viridiplantae; Streptophyta; Magnoliopsida; Rosales; Rosaceae.
AUGGAGGGAGAAACAUCAUGGUUUAGCCAUUCCCUUGAUGACAUGGCAAGAGAGAUUGGGGAGUUUGAUUCUUUCUCAGAGCUCAGUGACGAAGGGAAUAAAGAAGCUACUGCAGUUUUGGUGGAUUUGAUUCUUCCUGAUGACCUGUUGGAACGGAUAUUAGCCUAUCUACCAGUUGCAAGCAUUUUCAGGGCACGUUGUGUGUGCAAAAGGUGGUAUGAGAUUGUUAGUUCAAAAAGGUUUCUAUGGAACUUUUCACGUGUGCUAUCACAAAAACCUUGGUAUUUUAUGUUUACCAGCUCUAAUGAACCAACUGGUUAUGCAUAUGAUCCUAUCCUUAGAAAGUGGUAUGGCAUUGAACUCCCCUGCAUUGAGACAUCUAAUUGGUUUAUUGCUUCAUCAUGUGGUUUGGUUUGCUUUAUGGACAAUGAUAGUAGAACUGAGUUAUAUGUCUGCAACCCUAUUACCAAAUCACACAUGAAGCUUCAGGACCCUGGCUUGAGAUUUUCUGAUUACAGUGCACUUGCAGUUUCUGUUAACAGGAAGUCACAUGGUUAUACUAUCUCAAUUGUGAAAUCUAAGCAAGUUACUGGGAAUUUUUUCCAAUGGGAUGUCUCCGUUCAUAUUUAUGAUUCAGAAACAAUGAUGUGGGUGACCUCUUUGACAGAGGUUCUGACAGGAUGGAGAGGUGGGGAUGAGAGUGUUAUCUGUGAUGGGGUUUUGUACUUCUUAAUUUACUCAACUGGGGGCGGGUCACCAGAAAAUCGUCAUGGUCUAAUCACAUAUAAUCUCUCUUCUUGUUCUCCUCAUGGGUUGAUAAGGAGUUUUAUUCCUGUACCUUGCCCUCUUACAUGUGGCCGUCUGAUGAACCUGAAGGAGAAGCUGGUUAUGGUGGGAGGGAUUGGUAAACAGGAUCGGCCUGACAUAAUUAAGGGGAUUGGUAUCUGGGUUCUAAAUGGGAAGGCCUGGCAAGAGAUUGCGAGAAUGCCGCAUAAGUUUUUCCAAGGAUUUGGGGAGUUUGAUGAUGUUUUCGCCAGUAGCGGCACAGAUGAUCUUAUAUACAUCCAGAGCUAUGGAGCUCCAGCUCUUCUUGUCUUUGACAUGAGCCAGAGACAUUGGAGAUGGUCACAGAAGUGCCCGGUAACAAAGAGGUUUCCACUUCAGCUCUUUACUGGUUUUUGUUUUGAACCGAGGCUUGAAAUUUCUCCCUGA